AUGACACCCAUUCCACUUCUAGCAGUAAUCUGUGCCGCUUUCUUGGUGCACACAUCCAACGCGCUGUCCAGCAACCACAUCGACCGCCGACAAGCCCUGUCACAGGCCACUGCCGCCAGUUGUGCCGCCACCAUUGGAAUCGUCCUGGCCACACCGCCUGCAUUUGCCGAAGAUACUGCUACUCCCACAUCACCACCUAUCUUUCAAGAGGGGCCUGGCGGAAUCAAGUAUUCCAUCCUCAAGGAAGGAACUGGCGACAAAGCACUUCGGGCUCAAAAGGUUUACACCAAAUACACCUUGUGGACUGGAGGCUUCGGCGACGAUGGCGGCAAGCAAGUUGAUAGCAAUACUGGUUUCAUGGGAAGACCCCUCGGUGUUAUUGUCGGCGUCGGACAGGUGAUCAAAGGUUGGGAUCUAACGUUGCUGGAAAUGAAAGAAGGAGAAACCAGACGCAUCAUUGUGCCUUCGGAUUUGGGUUACGGAGACCAGGGAGCAGGGGGUUCCAUUCCACCCAAGGCUACCUUAUACUUUGAAAUGGAAGUGACCAACAUGGAUCCAUUGCCCAAUCUGAAUGACGAACAGAAAAAGUGGUUGGAAGAGCACCCAUUGUAA
Molecule: messenger RNA, 612 nt
Organism: Cylindrotheca closterium
Lineage: Eukaryota; Bacillariophyta; Bacillariophyceae; Bacillariales; Bacillariaceae
Source: the annotation of a GenBank genome assembly